Lasiosphaeria miniovina is the source of this 1131-nucleotide messenger RNA. Its product is annotated as putative amidoligase. The record is from RefSeq and is a predicted model, not a curated record. Bases 110 to 1081 code for a protein of 323 amino acids. The transcript is spliced from 2 exons. NCBI's taxonomy places the organism in Eukaryota, Fungi, Ascomycota, Sordariomycetes, Sordariales, Lasiosphaeriaceae.
GAGCGUAUCCACACCGUUGCUCCACCCAGCGUCCCAGCCAGCAAGCGUCCCCUCAGACAGCCUGUUGACAAGCACAAGCCGGACCGGCAAAAGCAGCAACAACUCUACCAUGGCCAGCCAGAACGCGUUCCAGUUCGGCGUCGAGAUCGAGCUGCUGCUGGGCAGCCGCAAGAAAGCGCACGGCAGCUGGAAGGCGCUGGCCAAGGACCUCAGCAAGCGGCUGGCCAAGGCGGGCGUGGCCAACCACGUCAACGAGGCCAACGACAAGUCGCCCGACAACUACCGCGAGUGGUCCAUCGCGCCCGAGGUUACCAUCCCGAGCCAGCCGGCCAAGAACCUGUUCGGCCUCGAGCUCGUCAGCCCCGUCUACCCCGUGUACGCCUACUGGGCGGCCGACCUCGACGCCAUCUUCGCGACCCUGCGCGCAUCCUUCACCCUCACGGCGUCACCGCACUGCUCAACGCACGUGCACGUGAGCCGCGCCGGCGCGCGCGGGCCGCUGUCGGCCACAGACCUAGCCGCGCUAGCCAAAGCCGCGCUGUACUACGAGCCGGCGCUGGACGUGCUGGUGCCGGCAGGCCGCCGCGGCACCGCCGCAUACUGGUGCCAGAGCAACCGCGCCAACCCGGCGCUCGCCGGCCGCGGGCUCGCCGAGUGCCUGGCCGUGGUCGACGCUGUGUCUGGCGACGCGCGCGCGGUUGUCGAGGCCGUGAACCUUUUCCCCGCGGGCUCGGCGUAUGGCCGCGCUCACGGCAAGCUGAAGGACUUCGUCCGCGGCAAGGUGUACAAGUGGGACUUUACGGGUAUGUUGCAGGGCGGCGGCGGCGGUGCGCGGGGCACGGUCGAGUUCCGCCAGGCGCCGGGCAGUUUGGUCGCGGACGAUGCUGCCGCGUGGGUUACGCUUGCUGUGGCGUUUGUUGUCGGUGCCACGGCCGUCGGGGCGCGACUGGGCGGUCCUGAGGUUGACGUUACGGGUGGCGCGGGCCCUGAUGAGCUGUGGGCGCUGCUGGCUGCUGGUGCUGAGGCGCUGGGCUGGGAGAGUCUUGGUGCCGUCGAGGGGCUGUUUGCGCGCCGGGCUUGAUGGGGUUGCCUUGUUGUGAUUUGCGGAAAUGGCUCGUUUCUUUUCCUUCC